Messenger RNA from Chrysochloris asiatica (Cape golden mole), 1074 nucleotides. RefSeq names its product SH2 domain containing 4B (gene SH2D4B). Gene Ontology annotation, cellular component: cytoplasm. The record is from RefSeq and is a predicted model, not a curated record. NCBI's taxonomy places the organism in Eukaryota, Metazoa, Chordata, Mammalia, Afrosoricida, Chrysochloridae. The transcript is spliced from 8 exons. The coding region runs from base 1 to 1074 and encodes 357 amino acids.
AUGCUGCAGCAGAUUCUCCGUGAUGCCUACAUUGACCCCGAGUUGCUUGCUGAGCUCAGUGAUGUGCAGAAGCACAUUCUCUUCUACAAAAUUCGAGAGGAGCAGCUGAGGCGCUGGAGAGAGUUUGAGGCCCAGGAGGCCCUGACUCAGAUGGGGGACCUCAGACCCCCCAAGACCAAGCGAGCUGCAAGUGACAAGCACAUCCAGUGGCUCCUAGGGGCAGAUGGCGAGGUCUGGGUCUGGAUCAUGGGAGAGGCGCCCGGUGACAAGCCCUAUGAGGAGAUCUCCGAGGAGCUGAUCACAGAGCGCGCGUGGCUGCAGGCACAGAGGGAGGCCAAGGAGCUCUGGAGACAGAAAGAGGCAGAGAUCACUAAGAAAUUCCGGGAUGCGCUGGCCAAUGAGAAGGCUCGGAUCCUGGCCGAGAAGUGGAAAGAAGAGAUGGAAGACCGCAAAGCUACCAAAGUUCUGGAGGAGCGGAUCCAUGAGGAGUUCAAGAGGAAAGAGGAAGAAGAGAGGAAGCGAGGAGAAGAGCAGAUCCGCCUCCAGGAGGAACGCAGGGCGAAAGAGCUUUACUGGACUUUGAAGCAAGCCCAGAUUCAGAGCCAUGCCAGUGAGAAGGAGGAGCAUGAAUGGGAAGAGCAGUUGCGCCGCUCCAAGGCAGCGGAUAAGGAGAGGAGUCGCCGUGCCCAGCGUGCCCGAGAUGAAUACUGGCACCACUCGCUACGCGCCAUCCAGAAGGGCACUGUCGCGGGCCUUAGCUCCAUGUUCCGGGAGCUAGGCCAGAGUCAUCAACAGGAGGCCAGAGGCUACCAUCACCUCUCAGGCUCUGGCCCACCGCUGCCUCCCACUGUGCCUGUCAGGGCCUGGGAGCGACCCUUGCGUCCAGUCUCCAGAGCAGUCAUCGUCCGGUGGUUUAAGGAGGAGCAGCUGCCCCGCCGAGCUGGCUUUGAGAGGAACACCACUUCCAUCGCCCCCUGGUUUCAUGGAGGAAAUUAUCACUAUUUCAGGGGGAGAGUUGCUUCAGGAACCCUGUGGACAGAGGGAAAACCCACCAGACUACCAUCUUUUGUUUGA